AUGCACUGCGUCGGGAAGUUUUCUCGUUAGUGACAGGGGCUGAAUAUGGGUAUUGCUGCAAUACUACCUGUCAGUGUGAGCCAUCGAUGUCCCGCUUCUACAUAGGCGCCCAUUACCACCAUCUGCUUUCCAAUAGCGCGAAAUCAAUAGUGCUAAAUGUAUCGCGAGUUAUUCCUAGACUGCUCGAUCAAAUGGGAUAUGAUUAAUAUAUUACUCGGUCUGUUCCGGACCCAAGCCCAUAUUUCUAUACUACAUCCAUACACUCUUUUUCAAAGUCUUCGGACAUCAUAAGCUCUCCUACGAGCGUAUUCGGAAUUCUAUCCAGCUGGCUGGUCAUAAAUUUUAUGAUAUCAUUGUUGUAAUACUUUUGUCAUUAAUAUUAUAUACGUUCUUUACUAUCGCUUCCUAGACGCCACAAUUCCUCAAUAUGUCUCCUGGCGAGAUGACUUUUCUACGGGCUAUUUUAAUUCUUACGCUGCUCGCACGAUGCACCACUAGUUUACAGGCCACACCAAAUUCCCCUUGCGCUUCGUCAUGUGUAGACUCUACUACCCUUGACUUUUCUGAUCCAAACUCAUCAACGACCGGGAAUGCCGAUAUCACAUGCUAUGACUCCGAAUACUCUAGCUCACCCGCGGGGCAGAAAUUUCAGAAAUGUAUGACUUGUCUUCAGGAUAGUACUUUCGCCCAGGGUAGUGAGAGCGACCAGCUUUGGUUUUUAUAUAACUUAAGAUAUGCAUUUGAUUAUUGCAUUUUUGGAUUUCCCAAUGCCACUGGCGUUGCGUCAACUCCUUGUUCUACCUCUACUGCAUGUGGUGGAUUGGAAGCAGCUUUCACAGACGACAAACUGGACCCGAAGAAGAAUGGUUACUCGUAUUGCACUGCGGAUAACUCAGCUAUGGCCGAUGGCGUAGUCUCCGAGUGCAGGUUAUGUGUAGCCGCUUCCGACGGGCAGGAUUAUCUGGCAAAUUUCCUCAUUGCUCUCGACGCAGGGUGCAAGCAAAAACCGGCCACUGGGAUGGUGAUCGGGUUAAAUGAUACCGUAUUUUCCAAAGGUAUGAUCAGUUCGGUUGAUCCAACCACUGGAAAAGACACAGACAAUACACGACCUGCUCUAUCCAUAACUCAAAUAGCGGGGAUCGCUGCCGGAGCGGCCGUCGCCAUCCUAGCCAUAACGGGGUUCUUAUUCGUACACUUUCGUAAGCGGCAUAACCGUCGUCUUUUGCUUGGAAACGCUAGGAUCUCUACGGGAGGGCAGAAGAAAAGCCGCCAUCGUCCGGCAUCAUCACUAUCAUUCCGCUGUCAAACACAUUUAACGCCAAGGUCUCCGGCAUUCUUCCCGAACCCGUCGGAUACUACAAUUGAAGAAGAGAAGCCCUACCAAGUAGGUCCAUUCUCUGCUCUGGGUUCACAUCCCAUAUCUCCAAAAUCACCAAGACAACCUACAUGGGCGUCACAGAGCAGCAAUAAAGGAUUCAAUCCUUCCCGACUAAGUAAUAAGCCGGUACCUCUGCAUAACAUCGCUACUGCCAUUCCCACAAUACCGGACAAUGUACAUUAUUCCACUUCACCUAAAGCUGCAGUCUUUUCUCCUGUUGAAGAGCCGAUUAGCACUACCAGCACCAAGAGCACGUCGCAGCUCUUACCGCUGAGACAAUAUAAUCCUGCCGAGUACGGAUACACUUCGCCGCAGAUAGGUAGUAGCCCCGAUGGCACAUUUACUAGUCCUGUCUCGGGCUCUACUUCGAGUCCUCUAUUGAGUCGUGCUUGGGAACAAAGGACUCCGACUUGGGACCUCCCACCACGCGGCUCUAGUCGAUCGACAGGUGUCGGGGCUUGGGAGAGAGUCGCUGCAGGGGUGGCUAAUAAAAAUAGGAGGACUAGUAAUACCGGAAGUCCCGUCGAGUCUAAACAGAUAAACUUCAACUUCCCUUCUCCACCCACUCGACGGUAACAACUUUCAUGUACAUACCUAGCACAGACGUGAGGGAUUGUUGGGCUCCUAGGAUAGAGCCCGAUAAAUUACGAUAGGAAAUCGGAUAGAUUU
Molecule: messenger RNA, 2047 nt
Organism: Hypoxylon trugodes
Lineage: Eukaryota; Fungi; Ascomycota; Sordariomycetes; Xylariales; Hypoxylaceae
Exons: 3
Coding region: 428-1954 (508 amino acids)
Source: RefSeq, a predicted model, not a curated record